Molecule: messenger RNA, 1229 nt
Organism: Pseudophryne corroboree (corroboree frog)
Lineage: Eukaryota; Metazoa; Chordata; Amphibia; Anura; Myobatrachidae
Product: protein FRA10AC1
Exons: 14
Coding region: 51-1187 (378 amino acids)
Source: RefSeq, a predicted model, not a curated record
CUUCUCCAUAGGCUGGACUCCCACCUCCAUACACUCCACUGGAGGCUCUGAUGCCGCUACUGAACUUGCCAGGACCAGGCCGCCACCGCCAUCCUGUUCAGGCAGAGAUUCCUGCAACUCCUUUUUCCCUUGAGACAGAACCUGACGACACAAUGCCGACGCAGCCACAGAAACUGCUGGGACCGACCUGCUACUGCCCCCACAAUCCUGCUCAGGUCCAUGGAUAUGGAGGGUAUGACUCAGAUUUUAGUGAUGAGGAGGGUGAUCCAGACAAAAAUGCCAAAGAUAAACGAAGUAAAAAAGAUGACGCGUUACUUAAGAAGCCAUUUCAGAAAGACAGACAUGGAAAGGUGGCUCAUCGAGACGUUGCAGCAGAAGAGUGGGACAGGGAGGAAGCACGAAACCGCAGAUUUCACCUGAUCUCUAUGGAUGCCUUUGCCAGACAUCAGAAGUUCGUAAAUGACUACAUUCUUUAUUAUGGAGGAAAACUGCAAGACUUCCAGCUGGCCAGAGGAGAUCGUAAAACAGACUUAGAUGUUAUACGAGAGAACCACAGAUUCCUCUGGCAGGAAGAAGAUGAAGAAGAAAUGACUUGGGAGAAGAGGCUUGCAAAGAAAUACUAUGAUAAAUUAUUUAAAGAAUACUGCAUAGCAGAUCUUAGCAAAUAUAAAGAAAACAAGUUUGGAUUUCGAUGGAGGGUUGAGAAAGAGGUGAUCUCUGGAAAAGGUCAGUUUUGCUGUGGGAACAAGCGCUGCGAGGAAAAGGAAGGGCUGAAAAGUUGGGAAGUGAAUUUUGGCUACUUGGAACAUGGAGAGAAGCGGAACGCUCUUGUAAAGCUGAGACUGUGUCCGGAGUGUUCCUACAAACUGAAUUUUCACCAUAGGAGGCGAGAGGUACAGCCAAAGGCUAAGAAAAGAAAGAGGUCAGAAGAUGCAGGACAGUCGUCCAGGAAGAAGUCGAAAGUGUCCCGUAAGAAAGUAAAGGAUAAAGACACGUCUUCGGCCAGACAUGAAGAUUCCAGUGAUGGAGACACAGAUGAUGAUGAUGAUGAUGAUGACGAUGAUGAUAAUAAGGAAGGUGAGGGCAAUACAUCCAAUGACCGCUUCUGGAAAGGUCCCCAGCAACAGACAGAUGAGAAAACCAGGGAAGAAGAAUUUGAUGAGUACUUUCAAGAUAUGUUUCUGUAGAUUUGUCCCAAUGAUCUUAUUAAAGUGCUAUUUUUUUUUUUA